UUUGCAUAUGCACGAAUUCAAAAAUUGAAUGGAGCGUUCUGAUUGGUCGGCUCAUUUCGCCUGCGUGCGUCGGCACAUACUUCGAGAAACUCAAUCGUCGCGAUGUUCAUGUAAUUGUGGAAUAGCCGCGGUGGAACAGUCGACGUCGCAAAGCCUCUCCGCGUUUCUCGCGAUUUUGGGUCGCCAAAGACGAGUCUCGCGCGCGAAUCAUCCCCGGGAGGUCGAAAGUAAGUCUCGCUCGUGUGCGUAGCAAAGUGUCGUCGAAUAGUGUCGAAAUCGGGAUCGGGAAUGUCGAGUGCGGCAACGAUCCUUUGCCAGGUUAGGGCGGUUCGGAGCUCGACCGUCGAGCUUCGUUAUUUCGAUUGCGCCGAAGGAGUCUUGCGCGUGAAUCAUCAUCGAGAGCGUCGAAAACAUGUCUCGCGUGACCAUUGCGGUAAAAUAUCGACAAAACUCAGCUGUCGGGAAUGUCGAGUAGUGUCGUACAGUCAUCGAGAUGCGAACCGUAGCAACGUACGCCUGAUGAGGUACAGUCUCGUAUAAUAAUCAUAGGCCGAUAUUCAUAGUCGAAUCUUAUUCAAGACCGUCUUAAGUAAUGUCUUAAGAUGCGAAUAUGACUCGGUGAAUUGGUUCAUGACAUCUUAAGACAGUACUUAAAAUGAUCUUAAAUAUAAGAUCGAACUAUGAAUACCGGCCAUAGACGUGGGGGUGCUGUCGGUAAGUUUCGUCAUAGCAGUCUUGUUGAUAUUUCGGAUAUCAGAGCCAUCUCGAGCAUAUUACGUAUGUGCGAAUUUGAAAGUUGAACGGAGCGUUCCGAUUGGUCAGUCCGCGUCGCCUGCGCGCGUCGGUCUAUACUUCGAGAAACUCAAUCGUCGCAAUGUUCAUGUAUUUGUGUAAUAGCCGCGUUGCAACGUUCGGUGUCGGAAAGCCUCUCCGUGUUUCUCGCGAUUUGGACUCGCCAAAGAUGAGUCUCGCGCGCGGGUCAUCUCCGGGAGUGCCGAAAGUAAGUCGUAUGCGUGACAAAGUGUCGUCGAAUAGCUGCCGGAAUCGGAUUUGGGAAUAUCGAGAGAACAGUAGCAAUCGCUAUGGCAGUUCGGAGCUCGAUCGCUGAGCAUCGCGUUUUUGACUCCGCUGAAUUCUCGCGUAGAAGGAUUUCAGGUAAAAUAAGUGAAGUAUCGAAAAGUCAUCGAGGAAGGCUCUCUCGUGAAAACGGCCUGUCGAAAGCGCCGAGUAACGUUCGCGCGUUUUCUUCGAGUAUCUCAAUCGGCGUGGUAGUUAGUCAAUCAUGCGACAGAUUGCAGCGCUGCAGUCCAGAUUCCAAAGUCCAUUUCACAUUUCUCGGAAUUUCAGUUCGCGAGCCUCGUGCGCGGUAAUCGUCGUGUCGAAAGUAAAUUUCGUGCGUCGUAGCGAAGCAUUUUCAAGCAGCCAAAUAUCCCAUGACGGUUUAUAGAAACGUUUUCGGUGCAUUAGAAUAUCGUGUACUCUAAUGAUGUUGAUAACGUAAAAUGUGGCACACAUUUCUAAAUUCUUUCUGCACACAUUUGCUAAGGAUAUUGCUAGGGAGUUCGGACAUUAAUUGAAAUUGAAGUUAAAGUUCGAAGGACAGAGUCUCGCCAAUUGGACGACGCGCGAUAUCUCGGAUCCAUCGCGUUCGCGAUCGGUGCGCGACGUGAGCGUGCUUAUCAAGAGCCGCUUCCCGCGGAAGAGCGCCGUCCUUGCGUCCCCUUUAAAAAGCCUCGGUGACGGUGCGGCGCGACGCGGGCGGAAGACGGGCCCCCGAGGGGUGGAUAGAAGAGAAGAGCGAAAUGGAAAAAGGUGUACCGUUCUCCGGCGGAGGUAAACGAGCGGCAUGGCGCGGGUGGGAGAGCGAGAGCCGCGGUGCGCUCGCUCGUUCGCUCGCCUCCUCCUCAGGGUCCCGAUUCCGUGGCGCGGUGAAGGCGCGCUAGGCUCGCGCGGCUCUCGCACUCGCCCGCGAGACGCCGAGCGACAAGCAGUGGCAAAGCACGAAGGAAGAGAAAGAGAGAAAGAGAGAGAGAGAGGCAAGCGCGGAACGGCAGCGCUCACGCACGUCAGCACGCGUCAUCACGCAUUCACGCACCGCUUUUCGCCCGUCGCCCGUCCCGUCGCCGCCCCUCCUGCGGGUCGCGCGAUGUAAACACGGCGGCCGCAGUUCGGCAGCAGGUGGUCGCAGGUGCGAACGCGGUGUUACGUCGCUCGCGCGCUCCGACGACACCACCACUAGAGGCCGCCCGGUCCCCCGAGGAAGUCGCCGUGUUCUCGUCGUCGCGGCGAUCGACAGUGAUCGUGACACAGUGCAUGACAUCCGUCCGUUCCCCGCGUUCUAAAGAUCGCAGUGCGUUAUUACAUACCGUUCUUCCGCGAACGGUGCAGUGAUCUCUCGUGCCAGCCCGGGUUCGAUUGUGUCGGAUCGAGAGGGAGACAGAAGAAGAGGGAAAGAGAGAAGGACAGAGGAAAGCCGGUGCCGUGGGAAACGGAGCAACGUCGCGGGUUUAUCGAUGCAAGAUGAAUGGCGAAUCGUGCACACCAUAGAGACGCCAGGUCGGCAUAGAAAUGGGCAACAACAGCAGCAGCUCCCAUCAAUAUUGCGCGUCCAACGGGCCGUCGCACGAGAUUGGACGCGGGUGGACACAGUCGUUCCCCCGGGAGCUGGCUAGGCAUCAUCCUCAGCAGUCGGGACACAAGGUCCUGCCGGAGCCGCCCAAUCAGCGGCUGCGCGCCACCAAUAAUGGAAGCAUCAUUCACAACGGGGGAACCAUAAGCGGCCGCAGGCCGCCGGCCCUCACGCUUCCGCACGACCUUAAUAAGCAGGGAAUAUUCCGCAGUCGCAGCACCUCGGCGUCCAACAUCGGCGCGUCGCGCGGCCGCAGGCUCGAACAGCACCGUUGCUGCCAUCACCGGAACGAGUCGUGUUGCAUGGAGAACGAGAUGCAAGAGCUCAAGAGGUUCGGCAGCGAGCCUGAUCUGCGGUACUCGCCCAUGGAGCGAGAGGCGCGCUGCAACGGGAAGCAGCACGCGAUGGAACAGCACCGGCACUGCGGAAGCGGACAUUAUCCCGAGAGGGACUCUAGGGAGCGGGAGAGCCGCUACAAGGGCAAGAAGAAGUACAAGGCGCCGGCGCCGCCGUCGAACGGCCUCGUGGACGGCUCAUCUCCGGACUCCUACAGAUACACGGAAUCCAGUCAGGAUCGGCCAGGUGGCUGCCGCGACGAGGAGGUCCAGCCGCAGCCGCCAAGGCGGUCGCGUCUCUUCAAGACGCGUGCAGAAACGAAGAGGGCGCAGGUCAACUGGCUCUCUUCGUCCGCGUUGUCUUCGCAAGCGAACGUGGAACGUUGCGAAAACAUCAAUGGUCCAGAACACGAUCGGAGGUGGCGGGGCGGCGAAGACGGUCGCGCCGGACACAACAAGGAGAACAGACUCGCCUGGCGCAACCAGAACAACCACCAUCAGCAGGAGCGGUGGUGCCGCGAAGAGCAGAGGCGCUCGCGGGUCCUCGACGGGAAGAACACGUUGCAGAGGAGCAUGAGCAGCCCAGAGUUCCAGGCGGAGCUGAUGCAGGUCGCCAGGAAGGUACGCAACAAGCUUAACUGCGGCGGGAGGUCGUCCGUGGACUCGGCGAAGGUCGCCUCCCUGGAGCGCACGAGUGACGCCGAUCGAUGCGCCAAGGAGCCGAAGGUCGAGGAGUCGAAGAGGCCGGAGAAGCGGUCGGCGAGGAACGAGGAGGGAUCUCCCGAGGAGCAGCGCGUGAUGAUCGAGGACAGGAUGGUCGAAGAGAGGCGGUUGAUCGAGCGUUGUGCUCGAUCCGAAACGAGCAUUUACGAAGAGCGCAAGGGCAACACGCGUGACCAUCCCGCGAGGAUUACCAAGGAUUACCUGGAGGAGAGGCAAGCGGAAACGGGCUCGGGCGGUAAGAGACGACUAGUUGAGAAAUCGACGACGCUUGAGGAGUCGUCCGCGCCGCUGCACCGGGAUAACCCGCGGGAACGAAAAGGCGCGAAGGAUCACUUGGACGCUGCGAGACAUCCCGCGGUCGGCGAGAGGUCCUUCCCGUCGGAGAAAGGGCGGCGGGAGCUCAUGGAGGACUAUCAGCGGGCGAAGAGCGUGGCAAGGACUCGGAAGUACGAGCAGACGAUGGAUCCGGGAAGAAGCAGAUCAGAGAGCCCGGCGAUCAAGGUCUCCGGCAGGGACAGGGUAUCCUCCUCCUCGGAUCCUCGCGGCCAAGGUUCCGGUAGGGAGAGCACGCCCGAGCGCACGGAGGCCAAAGAGAGAGAAAAGGAGAAUUCAGAUCGUAGAUGGCGGAAGAGCGACGCUAGGAAUACUGAUGGCGCGGCGGACGAGAGGAGGUGGCCCGAACCAGUUCCCGCGACGGAGAAGAGGGACGCAAAAUCCAAAGAGAAGCUUGCGAGGAAGGCAGAAGCCAAGGAAGCGCGCGAGAAAAAUUGGCACGUAUUGCCAUCAUCGGAGAAGUCCGCGCCGAAGACCUUCUACUUCGGUAUGGACGACGCACUGUCGAACGAGCCGCGGAAUUGCGUGGACCAGCAGAUGGAGCAGAUUCAAGCUAGGUUGCAAGCCAGAGAAAUUAACGGAUCGAACGAAUGCAUGCUUGAUUACACGGAUGAUGGGAAAAGCGGCAUGGAGGAUAUCUCGUUGAAAUUGCGACCCACGCUGCCGAAGAAGCAACUGGAGAUCCCGCGAUUUUCACCGUCGGCAGCGUGGAGAUUGUUGUCGGCGCUGGAGGCACCUGGACCAACCAUGAGCACAGCGAGCGAGGAAAUCCCGGUGAUGUUCGAGGAGCGCAUCGAACGUCUGUCGAGGCCACCCCCGCCGCUGAUCGCUCUCGGUCCACGAAGCUCGCAUGACAAGUCGGGCGACUCUGGAAUAUCCGGUGACGCUGGCGCGGCUAAUGACGACUCUCUGGACGUGAGCACUACCAACAGACUGAAGACACCGGCGACGAGGCCGACGUGGACUCCGCAGCAGGACUUGGGUGAGGAGUCGAGCAGCGACGCCGGGGUGGAUUCACCACCGCCCAUGCCGACUCCAGUAAAAUUUCCGCCUAGGGCGCACGUAUUCUCGUUGUCGUUGCCGCGCGACGACAACCGCAUGUACCUGUACAAUCCAGAUGCGAAGGGCAAAGAGGGCUCGACGUUCAACUCGCUGCAGAAGCUGAAGAGGUCGGUGUCAGGUGCUCUGGGACUCGGACCGCUCGACCUCGAGAGGAAGCGCACGCGCGACGUCCUCGACGACAACUGGCUGUUGUCGACGAGCGCUCCGACGUCGCUGCAACACACCCAAAUCACGGACGCGACGCGAUCCUCACCGCCCGGCUGGAAACCCAGCUUCGACGACGAGGACGAUGACGAUGAAGAUCUGGAAGUGGAUCUUGAGGACCGCGGUGACUUCCCCGUUAUCAUGAAGCCGCCCUCCUUCUCUUAUUUAGCCUCAGGUGGUCACGUUAUGUACCUUCCCGAGUCCAACGACUCGCAGUACCAGACGCAGAGCUUGAAUUGCAGGAGCAACGUGAUGACGGACAACGAGAAGAACUCCGCCAACAAUGGCGGGCCGAAAUAUCGCAAGAAUGGCGUGGAUGAAUUCAGGAAGCCUGGCAAAGAUGUGGAAAGGACGAACAAGUACUCCAAAGACUCGACCGUACUGAAGGACAAGCCAUUUGCGAGCGACGGCAAGAUGAGCAACAAGUUCUCCAAGUCGUGCGAGAACAUCUCCUCGGAGAUGAAGCAACGGAGCAGCUCGCCGCCCAUCGGCGGCCAGCAGAACCUGCAGGACGACAAGGAGAUUGCGCCGGAGGUGAAACUGCCGUUGAAGAGCAACUCGAAGGGUCGCAGGUUCACGUUCCAGAGCACCGUGAGGCAGAUCGAGAGGCGCAGAUUAGCGGAGAAGCUAUCGCGCGAGGCCGAAGCCAAGGAGAGGCAGAGGAAAGGCGAGCUGGAGGCGAUGCGUAAAGUGGAGGAGGAGUUCCAGCGGAAACGAGCCAGGGAGAAGGCGAACAUCAGGCAGCAGCUUCGCUUGUACAGCAUGGACGAGAACCUCAGCAGCCUGCCCACCGUGUGGGACAGCUCGCAGUUGUCUCGCGCGGAUCCCGAUGGUGCGCCGUCCUCGUCCGCGUCGUCACCAACGUCGGUGCCACCAGCGAAAUUGACCACCAUACGGAAGAGCAGCGUCAGCAGCGACGAGUACCUGCGCAAAAGAGCCCCGAGUGCGGACUCCAGGCAGCACCAGCAUCAACACCAUCAGCAGCCGCAGCAGAGAGAAUACAAAGAUUAUCGGCCAAAGUACUACGACUGGGCACCGGAAUCGUCGUCGCACCUGGAAUACAAGCAGACCACGGUGCAUCCCAAGGUGGUUUGCGACAUCCCCAAAAGCUCACCUGUCUUUGUGGACGCGAAUCCCAGCAAAGCCGCGAAUCUGAGCUCCACGCCCAGGUCCGAUAAUUACAGGAAAGAUUUUGCUCACGGGGCCGUGGCGGCGAGAUCCUCCUUAGCGAGCAGCGACAGCGAGCUAUCGCAACCGAACACGAGGCCGCAUUCCAGGCAGGCCGGCGGCAAGAGCAAGCCCCUACGCUCUAGGGAGAGAGUGUCGAAACGGAGCGAAAAGAGUAAGAAACGGUUAACUAGGUCGGCUAGCCCAGAACGCAGCGAGGAGGCCGCCAGCUCGGAGGACGAGAGCCCGGUGGAGCCGAUCAAGCAGGAACGAAGCCCUAUGAAUGGCUUCGUAUUGAGCGCAGUGCAGCCUUUCGUGAGGGAGAAGAGCUAUCGACCCAUUUCCUUCAAUCCGCAGUCACCUCCGCCUAUACCGACUAUGAUCUGGUCGAACAAUCACUUGGGUGCGGCCUACUACAACAUUCUCACGUCCGAGUUGUCUGUGAUGGAUGACACCUACGACGAUGGCGUUUACUUCAACAUCAUGAAGGCAUUGUACAGACAGUGCCAGCCGCGCUACGUCAUCACGAUCUCCGGCACGCCCGAGGAGUUUCUCGCCGCGAUCGAGGCUCUGGUAACGUCGGAAACGACGUCGAGCGAUCCGAACAUGUCGACGAGCAGCAGCGAUGGGUCGGCGGGGGUCUCACUCAAAGUGAUGCGGAAGAAGGAGCACAGCUUCGACAGAUGCUAUCACAGGGUGCGAUGCCUUAAGCUCCAAUCGGAACCGGCGAACGCCAACAACGUCGAGAGGCUUGUCUUCCUGCAGGGUCUAUUGAACUUCAAAUCGGUCGUCAUGAUCCACGCGUUGGGUCUACUCUUGAUCUACGUCGAUCACCAUUGGGCCAAUCUCGCGUUGGAUCCUUCCGGCAAGCCCAACUUCGUGUCCUUGACUAGCGUGAUGUUACGCGAUAUCGUCAUGAUGGACGACGAUACUUACGAGGCGUUAAAUAUCGUGCACGCCAGACACCAUCCGAGCUUCUUCAAGUGUGGCGACGUAGCGUCGAAGAAGCAAAGCAGCAGUCUUUUUACCCUUUUGAAUCGUUGCCAAUCGCGUCCUGGAGCGCAAUUCCUGUGGAAGACGCUCCGACAUCCUACAAGGAACGUCGAGAUUCUUAACGCGAGACUUGAAGUGACUGAAUUCUGUCUGAAACCGGAUAACCAGAGUACCGUUGAAACUUUGACGUCGUGUUUGAAGCACCUGUAUCGUUUGACUAAUGUCACUCUGGAUCGAUACUUGGUGCAGCAAGCUAAAAUCUACGAUUGGCGACGUUUGUACAAGACGGUCUCUUCUAUAACUUACAUCGCCGACAUAUGCGAGAAGCAGCGCAACAAAGUAAGACUGUUCGGCAAAAUCGUCGACAGCGUCACGAACGAUGUACGAUAUGUCAAGUAUUUCCUCGAAUACUUAGUGGAUUUCAGCGCCAAAAAGUCCGAGAACGAUUUCAUCGUUCGACCGAACGUCGAUUCGCAUUUGGAUAAGUUGCAUCACAUGAGAAGCACUUUACCCGAGACGCUGACGCAAAUGGGACAGAAAGAUCUGCAGGAAUACCUUCCGCCGUCGGUGACGACCUGCAAGAUGACAUACUUACCGAAUAUCGGAUAUCUUCUGGCGAUUACCGGGUGGAACCCUUCGCCAGGCGAGGAUACCGAUUUGCCGAAUCUGGAGUUUAAAUUCGUCAGCAACAACAUACGAUACUACAAGAGUCCCAGCGCUAAAGAAUUGGACGACACCAUCGGCGACAUACUGUUAAGAAUAAAUAAACGAGAGAGUUACAUCAUGCUGAAACUUAUGAAAUACAUAAAUAAGCACGCCGCGUCGAUCUUCAGCGCGAUUCAAUUGUGCGCCGAAUUGGACACAUUGCUGGCGUUUUGCGUGGUCGCGCAAGAACAUAAUUAUGUGAGACCAUGCGUGGUGGAGCAGCAGAUCAUAGCAGUGGAAGAGGGUCGACAUCCCCUACAAGAAUUUGCCACGACGACAUUCGUCUGUAACGACAUUCAUUCCGGAAACGGGAAGAGCCUCGUAAAGAUCUUGACCGGCCCGAACGCCUCCGGCAAGAGCACUUAUCUCAAACAAGUCGCGCUUAUUACAUUCAUGGCUCACAUCGGCUGCUACGUGCCGGCCAAAUCUGCUACCAUAGGAAUAGUGACUCACAUUCUCACUCAGCUUACGUCCAUGAAUAGCGUCGCACUCAAUACGAGCACCUUUUUGGAGGAUAUGCGACAAAUAAACUCCGCUCUUUACUCAUCCACACCGAAUUCCAUUGUGAUUUUGGAUGAAUUCGGUAAUGGUACGUCCGAGGUGAGCGGCUUGUCGUUGCUCGCCGCCGUACUGAACAACUUCAUCGAGCGUGGUGUCUACUGUCCACACGUUUUCGUGGCCACGCACAUGCAUCGUAUAACAGAUAUGUUGCCACGCAAUCCGAUAAUUGAAGAACAGACCUUCGAAUUUAUUACAAACGACGACGGCACCGUGGCGUAUCUUUACCGUCUAACUAGUGGACACGCGACACGUAGCUUCGCACAUGCAGCUGCACGAAGCGCAGGUUUGGACGAGGAAGUAGUCAAGCGAGCAUUAGAGGUGUACGACAAGUUUAAGGCUGGCGAGCUACCUUCACGACUACCGGCAGCGCAAAGACAAGAGGAGACAACGCGCAUUAUUCAACGGAUGCUAGAAUCUGAUAAUUUUGGUACAGAGUUCCUGGAGGAGUUAAAAUUGUUGAUACGACAAUUCAUGGAACCAGGUACGAGGAAGUUUUAAAAAUCCAGAUUUUUAAAUAAUACAUAGCCUAAGAAAUAAAUGUAUUAAAUUAAAAGUCGCGUUAGAUAUAAAUUUAAUAUA
Odontomachus brunneus is the source of this 9291-nucleotide messenger RNA. RefSeq lists its product as uncharacterized. NCBI's taxonomy places the organism in Eukaryota, Metazoa, Arthropoda, Insecta, Hymenoptera, Formicidae. The transcript has 21 exons. Gene Ontology annotation, molecular function: ATP binding; ATP-dependent DNA damage sensor activity; mismatched DNA binding. The record is from RefSeq and is a predicted model, not a curated record. Gene Ontology annotation, biological process: chiasma assembly; mismatch repair. Gene Ontology annotation, cellular component: nucleus. The coding region runs from base 2569 to 9210 and encodes 2213 amino acids.